UUCUUGCUCGACAAUUUUCUCGUCUGCGGCUUCUGCCUCGCGCUUUUAUUCGGGCUCUCCGUCCCGGCCGCCGGCAAGGCGCUCGCCAAGGUGUCAGUGAGCGGCUGGAGCGUCAUCCAAACGGUGUGCGUGGUGAUCAUCUUCGUCAUAUCCGGCGCCACGCUGAAGACGGAGGAAAUCACGCAAGCGCUCAAGGCUGGACGAGGCGCGCUCGGGUACGGAUGGGUGGCCAUAUUAGGCUUGACGCCGCUGCUCGGGUUUAUCCUAGUACGCGUGCCGUACAAACCGAUAGAAUUUCGAUACGGAUUAGCGCUGUUUUGCUGCGUGCCGACGACGCUGACGAGUGGUGUGACGCUCGUGCGAAACGCGAAAGGGAACGUCGCGCUGGCGCUGAUGCUGACGGUGAGCACGAAUCUGAUCGGGGUGUUUACCGUGCCGUUUUACUUCAACGCCGUCGUGGCGAGCGGGCCGAGAGAGAUGGCGAGCGCGGUGAAUGGGGCGGCGAACGACAUGUCGACGCAGGCGGUGAAACUUUUGGUUAAGUUGUUGUUCACGAUUCUGCUUCCGAUCGUGCUCGGGAAGGUUGCGCGAGAGAUGAUUCCAGCAGUGGCGGCGUUUGCGAACGCGCGCAAAGCGGAGCUCACGUUGACAAAUAAUUCGUGUCUCAUCAUCGUCGUUUGGAUGUCCAUCUCCAAGAGCGCCAAAGAGCUCAUCGACACAAACGUAGGCACGAUAUUCGCCGUGCUUUUCGCCGCCGUCCUGGUUCACGUCGUAUUCCUAGCCAUCAAUUACGCCGCCACGCACGCGCUCGGCCUCUCCGGCCCCGAACGCGUGGCGUGCGUGAUGAUGUCCAGCCAAAAGACCCUCCCCGUGGCCAUGACCAUCAUAUCUUACCUCCCCGAAGAUGUCUUUGGCUCAGGCGGUCUGAUAGCAAUCCCAUGCAUCGUGUGUCACAUCACACAGCUCUUCAUGGACGCG
Messenger RNA from Ostreococcus lucimarinus CCE9901, 978 nucleotides. RefSeq names its product BASS family transporter: sodium ion/bile acid. The record is from RefSeq and is a predicted model, not a curated record. NCBI's taxonomy places the organism in Eukaryota, Viridiplantae, Chlorophyta, Mamiellophyceae, Mamiellales, Bathycoccaceae. The annotation marks the transcript as partial. Gene Ontology annotation, cellular component: chloroplast envelope. The transcript has a single exon.